AUGCGCGGCGGUCAUGAACCCGCUCCUCUCCAACAGGCUGCUCGGGGCCAUGUAACUGAAACCUCCAAAGGGAUCUUCGGGAGAAGUCAUCGUCUUCGCGGCGGUAAACGGGAUCGCAGCAGGACGGCUGGCCGACUGGUGGUUGCCACAGACGCCGUGUCGUCACCGCUGGUGCUACCACGGCUGCUGCCAGGACGCUCGCGGCUCUGGGCUCGGCUGGUGACAUUGCUGAGGAUGCUGGUGCGCCUGCUCAUGGGAGCAGCAACAGGAGGCGGUCCCAUGGGGAAAGGAAACGGCGAAGUGAUGCGACUGUUGCUGCGGGACAUGGAGCUCGCCCUCGGCGGGGUAGCCGCGAUGUCAAGGCUGAGUGGCUCCAUCUUGGAGCGCAGCAUGGCGAUACCGCUCAUGCCGGGUGAGGGGACGGCCUUGAGGACCGGGCUGCAGUUGGCACUGACGAUGUCGUUGAUGACGGGAGUGCGAGGUUGCCGUCCCCGCUGUGGGGUUCUCGGAGGUAGCGUCGUGGUGGUCGCGGUCCCGUUGGACUUGGCGGUCCUGACGCCAUGCUCCGAAUCCUCGUCGCAAGAGACAGGCUGUGUGUUGGUCUGA
Molecule: messenger RNA, 606 nt
Organism: Pyricularia pennisetigena
Lineage: Eukaryota; Fungi; Ascomycota; Sordariomycetes; Magnaporthales; Pyriculariaceae
Exons: 2
Coding region: 1-606 (201 amino acids)
Source: RefSeq, a predicted model, not a curated record